AUGCCAGCCAAAAUCGUCAUCCUGGGAGCCGGAUUUGCCGGGCUUUGGAGCGCACUGGCAGCCCAGCGUCUCAUCAACCUCGCCAACCAGACCGGCAAUAUCAAAGUACUGGUCAUUGCUCCUAGUGCAACUCUGGUCCUCCGCCCUCGUCUCUACGAGGCAGACGCUGGCAAUAUGAUCCACCCACUGGGUCCCCUUUUCGCGGCCACUGGCAUUGAGUUCUGCCCGGGGACCGCCCAGAGCAUCGAUGUCAAGGCGCGCAUGGUUCAUACACAGUCCACCGAUGGAGCCGAAUACGACGUUCCGUAUGAUCGCCUUAUCUUGGCUACCGGAAGCUCCGUCGUUCAACCGCCAAGUAUCACUGGGCUUCGCCAACAUGCGUUUGACGUGGACUCUCUAAAGUCUGCUGCGAAGCUUGACGCGCAUCUGGCCACACUCCAGUCUCUGGACACCAGCCCUGCGCGAGAUACCGUGGUGGUCUGCGGGGCUGGUUUUACCGGAAUCGAAUUGGCCGCGGAACUACCCAAGCGAUUGGGUCAUAUUGCCAAUCUGCGGGUCAUCCUGGUAGAUCAGGCUGAGGAUCUCGGUCCCGAGCUGGGACCGGGUCCGCGUCCAGUCAUCACACAAGCCUUAAGUGAGCUCGGCAUUGAGAGUCGAUUGGGCUCGGGCAUCCAAGCCGUGGAUGCGGAUGGUGUCACCCUCAUGUGCGGAGAACGCAUUGCCACCAAAACGGCCAUCUGUACGGCCGGGGUUCGGGCCACUCCCCUCACGCAGCAGAUCCCGGGACCAAAAGACUCACUCGCACGAGUCUUUGUUGAUGAAUGGCUCCGUGCCCCGUCUGCCAAGCAUAUCUUGGUCACUGGCGAUGCCGCGUGCGCCAUGGCGGACAGGGAAGGGCACUAUGCCUUGAUGUCCUGUCAGCAUGCCCUGCAACUGGGUCGGGUGGCGGGCCAUAAUGCAGCAGCCGAUCUCCUGGGUGAGUCUCUGGUGAAAUACUCCCAAGCAGCCUAUCUGUGCUGUCUGGACUUGGGCAGUUGGGGGGCGGUGAUCUCGGGGGGCUGGGAGCGGCGGGUCCAAAUGUCCGGGGAGAUGGCGAAGCGCGUCAAGUGCUACAUUAACCAGAAGUUGAUAUAUCCACCGGAGGAUGCGCAUGACGCGUUGCGGGCUGCGAACCCAACUGGACCAGGCUCAGACGAGUUGCUACAACAGAUUCUACAGGUUGUUUGA
Molecule: messenger RNA, 1227 nt
Organism: Aspergillus japonicus CBS 114.51
Lineage: Eukaryota; Fungi; Ascomycota; Eurotiomycetes; Eurotiales; Aspergillaceae
Product: NAD(P)/FAD-dependent oxidoreductase
Exons: 1
Coding region: 1-1227 (408 amino acids)
Biological process (GO): aerobic electron transport chain
Molecular function (GO): NAD(P)H dehydrogenase (quinone) activity
Source: RefSeq, a predicted model, not a curated record